AUGGGAGCUGAGGUCCUGGUCCCAGGCAUGAUGACCUGUUUCCUGAAGCACCUGCGGGAGAAACCCGGAGAGAUGGUCCAGCAGUCUCUGGCUAAGCUAACCAUACAGUUGAGUAACCUGGGCCUUGUCUCUGUUGUGGGAAAGAAGGCUGUGGCAGCCACUUAUGAAAUCUGUAAUCUUGUCAUGAGAGUGGUUUCCAUAUUCCUGUCCCAUUGUGGCAACUAUUCCAGGCAGUUCUUGUACUCAGUUACAGGUAUUAUUGCACGGGACAAGAUGGCCGCUGUGCUUCGGUGUUUCACAGAAACAGCCAAGACCUUCAACCUACUGGGCUUCAACAGCACCUACUUCCAGUUGAAGCCUGUGGUCCAGGCGGUGGUGACCUAUCUGGGAAAGAUAUACCAAAGCAAAAUGGCUGCUGCCUUCAAGUACCAGCUACCCCUGGCUGAUGAUCAUUCCUCGGAGCUUGAGGAGUUUUGUGGAAAGAUCGAGGCACCCAUCAUUGUUGAGGAAGUCCCCAGUGAGCUUCUGGGGAAGGUGGUGGACUCACAGAACAGAUUUCUGGCUGAGCGCUCUUACUGUCACAGGCGUAUCCUGGCCAAACAGCCGAAAGAAGAGCUUGCUGCAGCUAGAUACAUCAUUUCUUAUCAUGAUCCUAAUGAACUCCUGGAGAAAACAGAGAAGAAGUCGGUGGAGAAGGGAUCCCUGGCUGCUGUCUCUGAAAGUCUUUCCCUGGCCUUACUGCCUCCUGAAGCCAUACAGCUUGUGGCAACUGGACACAUCACUGAUGUUCGUGCUGAAAAAGCUCUGGUGAAGGCUGAAGCCAAGGAGUUGGUUAUGGACGGCCUGAGAACUGCAGCUUUCAAAGUUGUGGAGGACCUCAUAGCAGCAGCCAAUGAAAUGGUUGGCAUGGACACUCCCCUGGAUACUGAGAUCUCUCAGACCGAGAAGGUUGUCCUCAUCACUGGCAAGGCUAAGUCUCAGGUUACUACUGAAGAUGUUCCUGAUGAACUCCUGGAGAAGACAGUGAAGAAGUCGGUGGAAAAGGGAUCCCUGGCUGCUGUCUCUGAAAGUCUUUCCCUGGCCUUACUGCCUCCUGGAGCCAUACAGCUUGUGGCAACUGGACACUUCGCUGAUGUCCGUGCUAAAAAAGCAUUCAUGAAGGCUGGAGCCAAGGAGCUGGUGAUGGUUGGCCUGAAGACUGCAGCUUCCAAAGUUGUGGAGGACCUCAUAGCAGCUGCAGUAGAGAUGGUUCACAUGACCACUCCCCUGGAUACCCAGAUCUCUCAGACACAGAAGGUGGCCCUCAUCAAUGGGAAGUCUGAGAUUGCUGCAGAGGAUGUUCUUAAUGAACUCCUGGAAAAGGUUGUGAAAGAGUCUGAGAAGAGGAGAUCCCUGGCCCUGAUCUCUGUCUCUGACUACCCCCCCUUGGCCACUCAGCUUCCUCAGCUCACCAAUCUUGUUCCUGAGCAGUACAGUGGAGAGGCUGCCAAGUGUGCUGAUGAAGACAGAGAGGUGAAGAAGAAGAAGGAGAAGAAGAAGGGAAUCCAUGCAUUCUUCAGAGGGCUUUGGAAGAGGAUGAUGCAUUCCUCUGGAAUCCCCAAGGAUGACUGAGGCCCUGUCACCUAGGAGUGUGUGUGCCCCUUCAAGCAACACACAAAGUAUAUUUUGAAUCCAAAAUAAAACAGUUAUUGGCAUUUCCAAGAAGUUGUGAUCCAUGCAGAGAUGUGUACACAGGUCAAAAAGUACUGGGGCUAAAUGUGUAGCGGGCUCCAGGAUUGUAAAAGAAUCUUACAUCAUGAACAUACUAGUAUAAUUAAACUUUUAUUUUAUCGUCAACUUAUGAAAUCUCCAUAUCUGGUAUUAAUCAAAACCUCUUAUUUGUUUUUCUAUACAUGCAUUGUGCUGAAAUUGAACAUUAAAUCUACUUUCUUGUUUUCUUUAUUCAGUGAAAUACAUUGGUGUAUAGCUGCUUGUCUAGAUCUAGUUCUUCUGGGUUAUUAGUUACUGCAGUGGGUCAUGUUAAGAAGAUAUCCAUCUAUAUCCGAAUAGCUACAAAGAAGCAUUAACAAUUUCUCCUUUUUAAAUAGAAAAUGAUAAAACUCCUAGGGAACAUUUUAAUGGCCAACAUAUUAAUUGCAAUUCAUUGGAGGAGAAACAUUGAAAUGUUUCAAUGUGAAAGUGUCAAUUAAUUGUUCUCCCUGAUUGCCUUAAGUUUUGUCUAUUUAUUCUUAUUAGUUUGUGGUUUAUUUCUGCUUUUAAAAUAUCUAUGGGAUUAUUACUAUAUUGAUUUGAUUGUGGGAUUAUUUUAAUCUAAUUAAAUGAGGGGAUUAUUGAUUUGAUUGAAAGUACAAGUGUAAAAAACAACAAAUAUAUCAUUACACAAGUCAAGUAGUAGAACAACCAAUUCUAAAAAAUCCCUCACUCCAACCUCAUCUCUAAAUCACAGAAUAGGUACAAACACAGUGCUGCAGCGUGAACUCACGCGCACUCACAAACGAUUUUGUACAAGUCUUUCAAAACAACAAAACAACACAAAAGUGAUCAGUCCAGGUCCAAGUGUCUGGCUCCUGGGCAGUCAAAAAAACACAAAUCAAAUAGAAUCAGGCUCUUGUCCUACCAGUCGUGGCAAGGCUCUUUCUGCUUGAUCUCUCAGAGGCAGCCAGCAGAUUGUUGGCAACAGUAGCUAGCAAGCAACCCGUACUGUAGAUGACUCGGUAAGGCUUUCCAUUUCACACUCCACUCCAACACUGGUACUCAAAGAACCGAUCGGGUCUAGCGGACGAAAUCCAAGUCAGUUCGCUGGAUUUUCCCCAAGGAAUGUAGAAGAAUGUAGGAGGGGGAAAAAAGACACAGCUGAGGCAGCUAACAGUUCUCCAACCGUACUGUAGUUAGCAGAGCUUCUUCGGCUAGCUAACCGUAAAAACAAAACAAUUCAGGAAAACAAAACUUUCGCUAUAACAAAAUAACAAAUAUUCUCUCAAUCAAUACUCUAUUCACAAAACAAUAACAUAUAUUCCUAGCUAACUAAAUCAAUAUCUUCGUCUCUUUCUUUCUUUCUUCUCAGUAAAAUGCAAUUUGUUUUUCUUUCUUUCUAGUCUCUCGUCUCUCGUCUAGUUCGGUUAGCCUUCCUUUCUCCGCGUGAGAGCGCGCAAGACCCCCAAACUUUCCCGCCUGCACCCCGAAAGAUACACAUUCACCCACAGCAAGUUAUCCCAACAUAAAAACAUGAAACAAAUACGUAUAUGGAUCCACAGCAUCAACCUGGGACCAAACCACACCAGCAUCACUUUUCUUAAUCAACAAAUAAAUAAUAGCUCUUGUAUAUUACUUUUGUGAAUAUAAUAAUUAUUUAUUUUUUACCCUUUAUAAAUAAUUUUAUUUUACAUUUAAUUAAUUUGUGCCCUGUAACCCUGGGUUACAUUUGCAUAAUUUGUUCCUGAGGCUAAGUUGUCGCAACACAACGGUGGGUCACACAGGGGCGUGUUCAGGGGGUGGCCUAGGGUGG
Messenger RNA from Hypomesus transpacificus, 3505 nucleotides. RefSeq lists its product as uncharacterized. The coding region runs from base 1 to 1611 and encodes 536 amino acids. The transcript is spliced from 6 exons. Lineage: Eukaryota; Metazoa; Chordata; Actinopteri; Osmeriformes; Osmeridae. The record is from RefSeq and is a predicted model, not a curated record.